AUGCCAACAAAAAAAUCAUUAAAAAAUCGUCGUCGUUUUGAACAUAAAAAUGAAAAAGAAUUAACAUAUGAAGAAUUAUUUCCACCUUAUGAACCACUUUACAAAUAUUGCAUUUAUUUUAUCAACGAAGUCACAUCGGAAGAAGAAAUUAAUUAUUUGAUUACUAUUGCUCAAACUACAACACAUUUUGUCAUUGAUACAGAAUGUAAUUGCACAUCAAAAACACCAGCUCUUAUACAAAUUUAUUUUGUUACAUCACUUAAUAUAGCAUCUCCAUUGCUAUUAGUCGAAAUUGAUUUUCUUCCUCAUUAUUCAUCAUCAUUAUUUUUAAAAUUUAAAGAAUUAUUUGAUUAUAUAUUUAGUCUUCGAUCAAUUUUAUAUUCGUGGGGAUUUAUAUCUGAUGAAUUAAAUCGUUUUUUACCAUGCAAACUUUUUUCAUUACCUAUACGAACAACGAAUUACAAUACUCAAGGUCACUUCAAAUCUUGGUUUAAUCAAUGGAUUAAAAAAUAUUAUUCAUCGUCACCUGACAAUAUCAACGAAGAUGUUAAUGAUAUAGUGAUCAUUAAUGCACCUGCAUAUGAUCCUACGUUAAUCUUACCGACACAAUUGAUGAACGACAAAAAGUUUUCUUCCGGUGAAACGUGGAGUUUACAAGAUGCAGUAGUUUACACGUUUGGACAAUAUUUAUCUAAACGUGAAACUUUACGACGAUGA
This is a messenger RNA of Rotaria sp. Silwood1, 717 nucleotides long. The record is from the annotation of a GenBank genome assembly. Lineage: Eukaryota; Metazoa; Rotifera; Eurotatoria; Philodinida; Philodinidae.